UAGUUGACUUCGAAAUCCCCCGAGGCCUGGGGCACGGCUUCCUUUUCAGGGCCAUUCGGGCCUGGCCCGACCCUCCCCGUACGAGGGAGGUUUUCGGUGGCCUCGUACUGUCUUUUCGUCCUUGAUCUUCCGAUAACAAACACUGAUCAAUCGCACUUAACAACAUCUUCAGUACGAAGAUAGCCAAAAUGGAUCUGGCCAUGGGGGCUACUGAUCUGAAAAGGCUUUCAACAUCAGCUGGAAUAAAUUGCAGCUUUACCCACCACCUCUCAGGGUCAAUGUAGGCUUCUCAUUUUGCGUUGAUUGCACAUUGCACAAGAUGAAGAGCACGUCAACGUUAUUCAUCCAUGCGACGAUCAUCACAGUCGAUAACGAGCGAACAAUAUGGCUUGAUGGUGCCAUUCUGGUAAAUCUUGAUCGCAUUGUUGCCGUCGGCAAGACCGCGCAAUUGCUACACGAUCCCCUCCUGCCUACUGGGACGAAAAUUGUGGAUUGUUCCGGUCGCAUCAUUCUCCCAGGACUCAUCAACACGCAUGCACAUCUUGCACAAUCACUGUUGAGGGGCCUUGCUGAGGAUGUGCCUCUGCACUCAUGGCUUUGUGACUCGAUAUGGCCAUUCGAAGCAAACUACGAUGCCGAUGACGGCUAUGUUGCAGCCAGACUGACAAUCGCGGAGAUGCUGCGAAGCGGUACGACAUGCUUCCUUGAGGCAAUGUUGACCUAUCGAAGUGGCUUCGAGAACGUGGCUCGCGCGGUCGAGGAAAUGGGCAUCAGGGCAUGCUUGGGCAAGCUUGUGAAAGUUGAAGAAACCAACACAAAGACAGGAAUGACAGACGCCAGAGAUCGAGAUGUGGCCAGUAUGUCUAUCGAGAACGCUCUCGAGGCCCACCAGAAAUACCACGGGUCUUGUGGUGGCAGGGUUCACGUAUGGAUGGCCGCCGGAACUCCCCGGGGCUCCUCCGAGUCAUCACACAAGGCCAUAGGAGAUGUGUGUGCUGAGCACGGCAUCGGCCUGACCAUGCAUUGUGCCGAAGCACCAAAGGAUCUCUCCAUCUACCGUGACUGUUAUGACUGCAGUCCAGUCGAGUUUUGCCAAAGGAACAACCUGAUUGGGAACGAAAGGAAAACUGUCCUUGCUCACAUGGUGAAUCUGGACCUGGAGAAGGAUUCUCCCCUCCUACAGCAGGCAAACGUCACCGUGGCACAUAAUCCGAGCAGCAACUGCAAGUUGGCUUCGGGGAUAGCGCCUGUUCCCGAAUUGAUGGCUUCCGGGGUAAAUGUCAGUCUCGGAACCGACGGUGCCCCAUGUGCCAAUACGUAUGAUAUGAUUCAAGAGAUGCGAUUGGCUGCAUUAAUCCAGAAGGGCACCCGGAAGGAUGCCAAACUCCUGGGGGCGGAGGAUGUACUCGCCAUGGCCACAAUCAACGGAGCCAGGGCCCUUGGUCUCGACAAGGAGACCGGAAGUCUCGAGGUCGCAAAGAAGGCCGAUUUCAUAGUGCUUGAUCCUUCAGGCCUUCACUGUGCACCCUUCGACCAAGACCAAAUUCUCGAUGGAGGGCUGGAUCCUGUCACAACUGUGGUCUAUUCGUGUAGCGGAGCAGAUGUGGAGAUGGUGGUUGUCGAUGGUCAAUUGGUGGUGGAGGAGCACCAGCUUGUAUCUGCUGAUGAGGGCCAGAUCAAGGAAAGAGCUCGUCACAGCGUCAAGAGGAUAAGGGAAAGGUCCGAGGUGCAAUCGCAUCUUAAACGGAACUUUCGGUGACAGGUAGCCCAUGUCUUGAGGUGCUUUUGGAAACCAGGGUCGCAUAGCAUUGAAA
Molecule: messenger RNA, 1814 nt
Organism: Exophiala viscosa
Lineage: Eukaryota; Fungi; Ascomycota; Eurotiomycetes; Chaetothyriales; Herpotrichiellaceae
Product: 5-methylthioadenosine/S-adenosylhomocysteine deaminase
Exons: 2
Coding region: 320-1759 (479 amino acids)
Molecular function (GO): hydrolase activity, acting on carbon-nitrogen (but not peptide) bonds
Source: RefSeq, a predicted model, not a curated record